UCAGGCGCACAUGCGCGCACACAGAGCGGGAUGUCCCGGCGCAAACAGACCAAGCCUCAGCACCUUACAGCGGGAGAGGAGCGAGAGGACUGCGGCGGAAACACGCACAGAGUGCUUUUGAGUCAAGGCAGUGGAGAGGAGAGUGGCACCGAGAGCCACAGUGGGAAUGAGGAGACUCAUGUUUGUGAAAAGUGCUGUGCUGAAUUCUUCAAAUGGUCCGAGCUGUUGGAACACCAGCAAAAAUGUCCGAAGGAGCCACCUGUACUGAUCAUCAAUGAGGAUAAAGAAAUUCCUGCUCCUCAAGGAUCUCCCGCAGCAUCAUCAUCAAAUGCUUAUAGUGAUCUAGCUGAAACAGAAAACAUGGAACAAGAAUCUGAAUCAGCUCAGAAGGAAGAUGAACAUUUUCCUGAGGAAAAUUGCACAGUAGAGGCAGAUGAUCCCAUGGAUACUAAUGCACCCAUGGAUAAAAUUUCAAACCCAACCCCCUUUUCACCUGAUUCCGGUGACACCACCAACUUUUUACCAUUAUCAUCUGUGAACACUAACUGUGUUAUACCCAGCACAAAUGUAACCUUGGAGAUCCUUCACAGCACCAGAGUUGCAGUUGCCCAGUUUUCCCAAAGUAUCCAAGGUAAUGGAUCUGGAGGGAAGGUAAGCUCAGUGGCAAUACCCAUGAUCCUGGAACAGCUGAUUUCUUUACAGCAACAGCAGAUCCAUCAACUGCAACUUAUUGAGCAGAUCCGGAGCCAGGUUGCUGUAAUAAACAAGCAAACUACGCACCCAGCUUCUAAAGAAUUGCCUUCUGUCUCUUGCACCUACCAGUUUCAGGGCAUAGCUCCUCCUCCUGUACUUCAAUUAUCUGGAAUCAUGCCUUCCACUUUAAAUGGACAAUCUUCUGUAUUCCAGACAUCCUCGCAGUCACAUUAUAAACAAUCCAAUCCUAUAGGUAACAACAGUACCUCAGUUUCCUUAGCAAACCACAAUCCUCCUGCAUCCACUUGUACAGCAGCAUCUUCAUCACUGGUACAAAGCAGUGGUGCUCAUCCCAAUGCUACUCACCCCCAGCAUCUGAAAUCUCCAGGUCUUAUUUCUGUAAUGCAGAAUAACGUCAAUGAAACCUCUGCCAACUUACCACUGCUACCUCAGAGCCCUCCUAGUGGAGUAAUCUUCCCUAACCCACUUGCUAGCAUUGCAGCCACUACUAAUGCAUUAGACCCACUUGCAGCAAUGAUCAAGCAUAGCAAUACUACAAUACCCAAUGUUUCCAUAUUUGACACCAAACCCAGCUCUGAGGACCCCUUUUUCAAACACAAAUGCAGGUUCUGUGCCAAGGUGUUUGGCAGUGACAGUGCCUUGCAGAUUCACUUGCGAUCUCAUACAGGUGAGAGGCCAUUUAAAUGUAAUAUAUGUGGCAACCGUUUCUCCACUAAGGGAAACCUGAAAGUGCACUUUCAAAGGCACAAAGACAAGUACCCUCACGUACAGAUGAAUCCAUACCCAGUGCCUGAAUAUCUUGAUAAUGUUCCAACUAGCUCUGGUAUUCCCUAUGGAAUGUCUUUCCCACCAGAGAAACCAGAGUCACCAUGGUUAGACAGUAAACCUAUCCUACCAUCAUUACCUGGUAGAGAGGGCUUACAGUUACCCUCAACAAUUACAAAUAUGGAAACAUCCUGUGAUUCCUUAAGUAAGUUUAACAUGCCUACAGGAUCUCCUCAGAGGUCUUCACCAGAUGGAAAUGAAACUGCACCAUUGUCACCAAAUGUCAUUGGCACUGAGACAGAUCUUCCUAUACAAUCAGAUUACCAUCCAGAUUCUCCUGAGAUGACUGUAUCCAUCCAGGCAAACAAGGAAGGAGUAACCAGAACAGUUUUAAAGGCUGAAGAAUUUAAAUUUACCACAAACUGUAUGACCACACAAGAUGAACAUUCAGCUUUUACAAAUCAUAAUCAUCAAAAGUUUACAUCAACCAAAAUAGUGACAAAAGAAGAUAUUCCAGAGUCCAAUGAUGUGAUCACCUCAGUGAUGAAACCCUCUUCACCUUUUCAAAUAUCAGAGCAGGUUAAAGAUAGGUUUCCAUUUGAUGGAGUCAUAGAAACAAUGCAGACCUCAGAGACAUCAAAGCUCCAGCAGCUGGUUGAGAACAUUGACAAAAAGAUGAUGGACCCCAAUAAGUGUGUGAUCUGCCACCGUGUGCUUAGCUGUCAGAGCGCGCUCAGGAUGCAUUACCGGAUUCACACUGGAGAAAGGCCCUAUAAAUGUAAGGUGUGUGGUCGUGCCUUCACCACAAAGGGCAAUCUGAAGACUCAUUUUGGUGUCCAUUGUGCAAAGCCUCCUCUGCAGAUCCAGCACUCCUGUCCAAUUUGUCAGAAGAAGUUUACCAAUGCAGUUGUACUGCAGCAGCACAUUCGCAUGCACAUGGGAGGCCAGAUUCCUAACAACCUUCAUUCUAUACCAAAAGAUGCCAACCAGGAAAAAGAAAAUAACUUCAUUUUUGAAGAAAAGAGCUUUGAUAAUACAAAUCUUCAUGAAGAUGAUGGUCUUGAUGAAAUGUCAUGUGAAGAAGAGGGUGAUGCUUUAGAAAAUGGUGAAAACCUCCUUAACUCUUCAUCAGGUUGUUCAUCACCAAAUUCACCAUUACCUCCUGUAUCUGAAGGCAAAACUUUAAUGGGCGACAUAACAGUUAGUGCCAGUUAUUUUACUGAACACAAGCUGGGAAUGAGGAGCUGGCUGGAUAAAGGUCAAGAUAGAGGCUCCACUUCCAUUGAAGAUCUAAAAAAUCCUUUCAUGCCAGAGUCUGCCAACAUCAGUCAUAGGAGUCUGCCACCAACAAAAUGUCAGCCUGAGGUCAAUCAUGAUAUUUUGCCAAACUUCACUUCAGAUAAGCACAAACUGCCAGUUAAGUGUGAAAUAUCAGAUUCACUAACCCUACAUCCGAUGAAUGGAGCAGUGCAUGAUCAGACCAGCAAAUCUUCAGUCAAGGAACAUGGAACAAGCAAGUCUCCAGACAUGGAUACCAGCAAUAUACAGGCCCCAGUUAAAAUGGAGAUGGAGAGCUACAAUAGGUCAUACACACCUAAAGAAAGUCCUUUUCCUGCAUUUGGAUCCAUUCAGCCUUUACCUUCACCCUCUGAAGCAAUGAUCCCAGGUAUGACUUCGUUAUUUGGAACUCCACCACCACGACGAACCCCCAAGCAACACAAUUGCAAUGUAUGCGGGAAGAACUUCUCCUCAGCAAGUGCCCUACAGAUCCAUGAGCGCACACAUACUGGCGAAAAACCUUUCGCUUGCACCAUCUGUGGAAGAGCUUUCACAACGAAAGGCAAUCUCAAGGUACACAUGGGCACCCACAUGUGGAAUAACACGCCUGCUCGCAGAGGUAGGCGUUUGUCUGUGGAAAAUCCACUGGUGCUUCUGGGUGCCGAAGCUCUCAAAUUAAACGAAGUAUUUCAGAAGGACCUAGCAGCAAGGGCACUGAACGUGGAUCAGAACUUCUGGAGUCGAUAUGCUGCAGCCAUCAGCAAUGGAUUAGCUAUGAAGAACAAUGAAAUUUCUGUUAUCCAAAAUAGAGGGGUACAUCCGCUACCUAGCAUGUCUGCGGCUAUGGACAAGAGUAACGGCAACAGCUCACCAGUCAGACCCCUUAAAAAGACAAGUGUAGACCUUGUUCCUGGACGGCACUUCUCAAUGAUGAUUGAUGAAAAGGAGAUGAGAAUAAAUUAAAUUUGAAGAGAGGGAAGAUAUAAUUAUAUAUGCAAAGAGAUAUUAAA
Messenger RNA from Trichomycterus rosablanca, 3767 nucleotides. RefSeq names its product spalt-like transcription factor 3b (gene sall3b). Gene Ontology annotation, molecular function: RNA polymerase II cis-regulatory region sequence-specific DNA binding; DNA-binding transcription factor activity, RNA polymerase II-specific. Bases 31 to 3720 code for a protein of 1229 amino acids. Lineage: Eukaryota; Metazoa; Chordata; Actinopteri; Siluriformes; Trichomycteridae. The transcript is spliced from 4 exons. Gene Ontology annotation, biological process: regulation of transcription by RNA polymerase II. The record is from RefSeq and is a predicted model, not a curated record. Gene Ontology annotation, cellular component: nucleus.